GCAGGAGUGACCAGAAUAAAAACAGCAACACCAGACCGAGAGAGAGGGGAAAGAGCAAAGUGAUGCGUUGAAGCAGAGUUGCUCCCCUCUUAACUACAUCAAAUAUAUUUUCCUUUUUUUCUCACACUCUCUCUCUGAUUUUUCCCUCCAAAACCCAUAGACAUUUUGUUUUUGGAGGGAAUAAAACCAGCUGAUCUGGAGUGGGGUGGUGCUUUCUGGAGCGAGAUGGCUAACAGAAACUUUCUGUUGCUCGUCUGUGGACUCUUCUUCAUAGCUCUGAUUCAUCCCUCUCAACAAGGAGGGGUUUAUGUGCCACCUGUUACAGGGGUAGGACCAGGGGCUGCGGGACCUGGAACUGGAUUCCUUCCAGGGUCCACUGGAGGCGUCCCAGCAGGCUACAAACCCGCCAAAACUCCAGCUGCUGCAUAUUAUGGCGGUGGGUACCUACCAAGACCAGAUGGAUUGGUACCUGGAACUGACUGGAGAGGUGAUUUCGUACCUGGAGUUGGCGCGACGGGUGGUUUCGUACCUGGAGGUGCCGGCACGGGAGGAGUCAGGCCAGGUGGCUUCGGAACUGGUGUCGUAGGAACAGGUCAAGGAGGCAAAGCGCCAAAGCCAGGUUAUGGUAACCUUGGAGCUGGUGGAGGCGGCGGACUUGGAGGCGGUUACGGGGGUUAUGGCGUGCGCCCUGCAGGACUCCCGGGACAUGCACACAAAGUUGCUAAAAGCAUAAUCGGAUCAGCAGGAGUUGGAGGACAAGGGGUCGUAGGACAAGGUGCUGGAUACGUACCCAGGGGAGCAGGGACUGGAGCUUCUCUUCCCCAGACUGGUUUUGGAGGAGGCCCUGGUGUAGGAGCAGCAAAGAAAGCAGCCAAAGUGCCAGGUGUUGGUGUGCCAGGACUUUAUCAAGGUGGAAUAGUUCCAGGGCUUGGAUUUGGAGGACGAGGAGUUCUUCCUGGCGUAGCCACGGGCACUGGACUCAGUCAGAAAUCACAAGGGGGUGGAGGACAAGGGGGUCCAGGACAAGGAGGUCGAGGUUUUAAUGGGCAGAUGCAGCCAGGAGUCUUUCAUGGAUACCCACUUAAAUCACCUAAAGUGCCUGGUGCCUAUGGAUCUAAGAUUGCUGGUGGCAAAACUCCCUUUGGCUUUGGAGGCUUUGGUCAAGGAGGAGCUGGGCUUCCCGGAGGAAAAGGUGGACCGGGCUCAAAGCCGGGAUAUCCUGUUGGGACUGGAGUUGGACCUGGAGGCAUCUCUCUUGCUCAGGCUAAAGCUGCCAAAUAUCGUUUGAGCGGUGCUGGUGGAGUAGGUAGUGUGGGAGGAGUCGGAGGAGUUGGAGGACAGGUUCCAGGAGGAGGAGUUCCGGGCGGUGUGCCUGGUGGAUAUCCGAGAACUGGAGUUCCUGGUGGCUAUUCACCAUCAGCCAAAGCUGCUAAAUACGGAGUCACUGGACUUGGAGGGGCUGGACUUGGAGGGGCUGGACUUGGAGGGGCUGGCCUUGGAGGGGCUGGCCUUGGAGGGGCUGGCCUUGGAGGUGCUGGUGCACUUGGAGGAGGAGGCCUUGGGGCUGCAGUUGGCCGUGGAGGAGCAACUUCAAAAGCGGCUAAAUAUGGCGGUGGUGGACUUGGAGGUGGCGGACUUGGAGGUGGCGGACUUGGAGGUGGCGGACUUGGAGGUGGAGGACUUGGAGGUGGUGGACUUGGAGGUGGUGGACUUGGAGGUGGCGGACUUGGAGGUGGCGGACUUGGAGGUGGCGGACUUGGAGGUGGCGGACUUGGAGGUGGCGGACUUGGUGGUGGUGGACGAGGGACCGGAGGAUACCCAUCAUCUGCUGCUGCUGCAAAAGCCGCCAAAUACGGUCCAGGAGGUGCAGCGACCAUUCCAGGUGGAGGUGGCGCAGUGUACCCCGGAAGAACGCAGUUUUUUCCUGGAUACGGAUCUUUGGCAGCAGGUGGCUAUCCAUAUGGGACAGGAAUGCAGGUUUUCGGGGGACAAAGGGUCGGUCCUGGACAGUAUGCUGGAGGUUCAAAGGCUGCUAAAUAUGGAAUCCCAGGACCCACAGGAGCCAGCAUCGGGACCACAGGAACCGCAGCAGGUGGUGGACCUGUUGCAGGUGGAGCAGUUGCUGGUGGGGCUGUCGCAGGAGGGGGUCAACAAGUCCCUGCUGGUGGACCACCUCAAGGGGGCGUGACGGGGGUAGGGCUGCCGGGGCCCGGGGCCACACCGCGUCCAUUGCCCAAUGUGCCCGGUGGUGCUGCUGUAGCGUUGCCCAGUGGCACUGGUGUUCCUGGAGAUGGAAAGCCAGCAAAGGAAGUUGGUCCUGAUGCAACCGCUGGUACAGCAACUGGACCUGCUCCUGGUGUCGCAGGUCCACAACCUGGAGUUCCAUCAGGUGACGUUGUUAAACCAGGAAAGGCUCCUAAGCCAGUGUUACCAGGUGGAAGAGUGUACCCCUAUUAUGGUGCUCCAACUGGAACUGGAGGAGGAGCAGGAAUCCCCCUUGCAGCAGGAGGUUAUCAAGGUGGCGCAUAUCCUGCUGGUGCUGGACUUGGUGGUGCUGGAGGCGCAGCGAAGGGACCCAAACCAGGCUAUGGUAACCUGGGAGCAGGCUGGGGGUAUCCACAAGGUGUAGCACCUGGCUAUGGAGGCGGUUCCCCAUGGCAGGCUUAUCCAGCAGGAUUAUUACCGCUCUGCAGACAGCCAGGUGCGGGUGGAUAUGUGCCUGCCCCACUGACACCUCAACAAGCCAAAGCAGCCAAGUACGGCCAUUUGCAGGGCUUCCUGGGCGAUAAUGUCUACAGAGGUGGAGCCGGGGCCUGCCUGGGAAAAGCCUGUGGAAGAAGGAAAUAGAGAAUCUCUUGAGCUCUGGAGUGACCUCAAGUAACCAUGGUGCUACUGCAUGAUCUAGAAUGUACAUUUUAUAAUCCCCAUCUGACAACUUGUAAAGUUUUGUUUGUCUUACUUGACUUCAGUGUCUGGUUUCAUACCAACCCACCGACAGAGAAAUUGGUAGACUUUCCAAUGUGAUUGUUUUCAAACAUGUUUAAUUCGUUCCAUCUCCUCUGAACGCACCAGAUUCUACUCCGCGUGUGUCACCGAGUGAAAUCUGUGUGUGUGCUCUAUGUGUGCGUCUGUACUGUUCUGCGUGAUGUGUAGUGUGCGACCAGCCAGUGGGACCUUUGAAUUCCUCCAGUCUCAUCCUGAAAGCACGGAAUUGACACCGAUCUAAUGCAGGAAGAGUUGUUGACAGUGAUAUCUCUGCAUGCUCUCGUGAGUCUGUGUGAAGCAGCAGAGUGGGACUCCUGCCAAACGCCGUGAGCUCAGUAGUUGCUAUGCAGUUCAGCUUCCUCAGCAUUUUUAAUUUAGCCAAAUAUCAUUUAUGAAGAGCAGGAUCUGCUCUGAGGCUCAGAACACAGAUGUUAAAUCUCUUGUAUAGUGUUUUCAGUCCUCCUCUGGCAAGCUGGUUGCCAAUGAGUGAAAGUGUCUUCCUACUUUAGUAGUUAUUGGCAUUAAUGUAACGUGUCAUUACAAGAUUAUUCCAGCUUCUUUUGCACCAUACAUCGACUCAUAGCUCUAAUGUUAUCAGUAAUGUGUGAACAUAACUAGGUAAAACAUUUAUUCACUGACAAAACUGAAACGAAAAUUCGACCUUUUGUUGAUCAUGUGGAGGCCUGCGUUGUUCUUCAUUUACUUGAGCUGCUUUUCAAAAAGCUUUAUCGACCAAAGGUCCAUGAGCGGUGUUGCUAAAUGACCCCAACUCCUCCUGUAAACCUGUACUGUAUUUUGUACUAAUUUGAUGGUGUCGCCGGCUCCACUUGGUGCUGUGUAAGAACUACAGAAGCCUUGCCGGGUCAAACUUUGUCUUAAUGUGCCGUGGGAUGCUCUUAAUCUUUAUUUAAAACUGUUUAUAUGGAGGAACAGUGUGGUUUUGCACUUUUGAUAUACUUCCAUGGCAAACAUGUGACUUGCUAUAACCUGGCAUUUUAUUUUGCUUCAUUAAAUUACUAAAUAAAAUAUGUUAAACAA
Messenger RNA from Synchiropus splendidus (mandarinfish), 4023 nucleotides. RefSeq names its product elastin a (gene elna). NCBI's taxonomy places the organism in Eukaryota, Metazoa, Chordata, Actinopteri, Syngnathiformes, Callionymidae. The record is from RefSeq and is a predicted model, not a curated record. The transcript is spliced from 39 exons. Gene Ontology annotation, molecular function: extracellular matrix structural constituent. The coding region runs from base 226 to 2847 and encodes 873 amino acids.